ACGUAGUACGUACAUAUUCCGAAGGUACUUUCGCCGGGUUCGCGGACAAGGUGCCCAUACGUAUGCAUACGAAUACUUACAUAUAGGUAUGUAUAAACGCCGAGCGUAUGUAUAGUAGUGGGAGAUCGGUGGGACUUGAAUCGCGGGUUUCUUGAGGCAUAUAUAUGGUAGGGAGCCAUGCAGUUCUCUUGCUACUCGGCGCGUUCUCAGCCUCUCGGAUCUCCGCCGGAGCGUUCCAAUAUCCGAUUAAUUUAACCAAGUUUACACUACCGGACCGUGAGCCUGAAUAAAAAAGUGAGAAGAUGAAACUGCUACUCACCUUACUGAUUGCGAGCGCAACGAAAAUCCUGGCGGAUCCGGACCCUGGACUCCUCCGUGUCCCCAAGGUGUACAACGCCUUGGUGACGAGCAAUCAAAAUCUCUCGCCCUCGAGGGCAUUCCCAGUGAUUCAGCCCGUAGUUCACACGACCGCCGUCGGCUACGUGCCACCGUUCUACUACACUCAGUUCGCUCCGCAAUAUCCGGGCCCGGAAGCAGGCCGGCUGCCGCAAGAAUUACUUCCGGCGAACGGAGCUGGACUCGACGAGGAUGCAGCAUCGAAGGCCGCGGCCGGAGCCGGAACGGGGACCAGUAGUUCCGGGAAUACGGAACAGAACCCGAGACCAGCGGAAGACGAGACCAGGAAAAGGAAAACGGGCGCCGAGCACUCGCUCAGCUUCUAUCCGAAUUAUCAUUCGCUCUACUACGACCCAUACCUUUACGCCUACAACGGUUUCAACGCCCACAUCGCUCCGAGUCCGUAUAUUUUCGAAUACCAGCGACCAGCCUUGGCUUCCGCACUUCCCCCCCAGGGAGCCUACGGGGGGCAGCAGCUGCUCAACCCCCGGGCGCCGGUAGCUGACCCUGGAGCCCCCGGGAAACAUGAAGCCGAGGAAAAGAUUCCCGACGUACCACCGCCCCCGGUGCCAACAUCGUCUUCCUCGAACAAGUCAUAAUGUUAAAAAGUGUCGGCGUAUUAUACUUUCUUAGAAUUCUAAGAAUA
Messenger RNA from Diprion similis, 1042 nucleotides. RefSeq lists its product as uncharacterized. The transcript is spliced from 3 exons. Bases 303 to 995 code for a protein of 230 amino acids. The record is from RefSeq and is a predicted model, not a curated record. Lineage: Eukaryota; Metazoa; Arthropoda; Insecta; Hymenoptera; Diprionidae.